This is a messenger RNA of Pangasianodon hypophthalmus (striped catfish), 13747 nucleotides long. RefSeq names its product trichorhinophalangeal syndrome I (gene trps1). The record is from RefSeq and is a predicted model, not a curated record. NCBI's taxonomy places the organism in Eukaryota, Metazoa, Chordata, Actinopteri, Siluriformes, Pangasiidae. Gene Ontology annotation, biological process: regulation of transcription by RNA polymerase II. Bases 7455 to 11174 code for a protein of 1239 amino acids. Gene Ontology annotation, molecular function: DNA-binding transcription factor activity; RNA polymerase II transcription regulatory region sequence-specific DNA binding; zinc ion binding. The transcript has 6 exons. Gene Ontology annotation, cellular component: nucleus.
GCAUCAUUACAUGCUAGGAAAGUACAGGAAUUUUACACCGUUUGUCUCAUUCUGUAUUAGCGACUGCUGGGUUUCUCUCAAAUGCAUGUGACUUACGGCAGGAACCAACCAACCAACCAGAGAAGUUGUUUUAUUUCACUAAACUCCCUGUUAUUAGCAUGGCAGGCUGAACAGAGUUAGGGUAAUGUGAGCUUCUCCUGGCUUUGCUAAAUUUCUCACGGUCACUUCUAGCCAGUCGUCGUGUUUAUUAGUACACUGCUUUCGAUCCUGAAUAGAUUAUUUUUGCUUUCAAUCAUGUUUUUGUUUUCAAUCAGAUGUAAUAUUAUAGUUCACAGAAGCCCUAUGAUUUUCCAGUCUAAUCUGGAAACACACUGUUUCCAUAAAUGAAAAAAAAAAAACAGUUCGAGUUCGGCUAGCAUGGCAUUUAAUAUGACCCGUGAAAAUCAUGACAUAUAUACAUGUGACAUUAUUAUUGCCAGAUUUGUCUCUGUAGAGUGAAUGAUUUCAUAACACAAAGUGGCGUCUUGCCGUCAUUAGUUUUAAUGACGUGACAUGCAUUGACACGCAUAUUUAACACUUGACUUUUUUUCUCCCUUGCUAUUUUUCUCCAUUUGGAAGUUGACUUGUGCAUGCAUGCCAUUUCAGCUAUUUAAUUAAAAUGAAAUGUCAUAAAUUUGAAGCACUGUUGUGAAGUGUCUCCGAAGGUCCAUUGGUGUAAAAGUCAUUUUAUGUGAUUUGGCAUUGUCAUUUUGAGUAUAAUGCAGUUUUAUCUGUUGGCUUUUGUACAUGUGUUUCUCGCUAUAGUUUAACUAAUAAUGCAAAAGCAAUGAGUGUAGAAAUCCAGUGAUCUUAUUAGGUUCUGAAAAUGGUCACAUACUUUGCGGUCUGAAUUUUCAGCCGAGGCUGAUUCUAAAUAAAGCAAUAUGAAAAAAAUCAUAGUCAUAGUUGACUGCUUUUCUCCGGUGCGGACGUGCAUAUUAAACGCCCCAUAAUGAGCGGCGAUUACGAGAUCCUCACUUUGUUAACGCUGCAGAAAUAGAGGCUUCACUGAUGUGCCAUGCGAUUUCAGCAGAUUAGUGUAAUGUUAAACAUAUGCCAUUUCUUUUCCAGAUCGGCUUUCGAAAUAAAAAUCGGUGCUUUUUACACUUGCAAUUACUUCUCGUGGUCCUGACUGGGCAAUGUGCUUUAGCAGAUGCUUUUGUUAAGUCUUGCGAGUUGUGCAGGGAUUCUGAGAGGGAAUAUCAAGAUUAACCCUCCAUCGUUCCAUCUCUCGCUCAUGCAGUACCACAAAGGCUCUAAGGUCAAAGGUGACCUGACAUCUUUAACUACUAAGAUGAAGGCUUAGAGACCCCUGCUAUCUCCUGUUGAAUGGCACUGAGCUUUUUUCAAUUGUCAAGCAGAAAAUCUUUGAUAUUUUUCCUGUCAAUCACUGCUUGUUUUUGUUCCGAUGUUAACGCUUUUUCACAAGCUGCAAGAAGUAAUUCAGAUAUAAGGUGGUGUGAAAUUUCCAUUUUCCUUAGAGACUUCAUUGCUAUCAGUUUAAUUUUAGAAGGCAUGAAAGUUUUUUUUUUUUAUUUAAAAAGUAAAGUUACCUUAUGCAAAAAAAAAUACUAAAAUUAUUUAUUGUAGAAAAUAAGAAACAGAAAGUGUUAUGAUAUGAUGUAUUGAACGGGAUAGAUCAGACGCUGCGCUUUUGACAAGCCUUUGUUUUUACAUGCAUGUGAAAUUCUUGAAAUAAUAAUAUUAAUAAAAAAAUUGGACACCUGCUUAGCCAACUUUGUUUGGGUCACUAUCUAGCCUUGUAUCUUUUAGGUCUGAGAUGUGUUGCUGUCAGUAUUGUGAGUCAUUUUCAUAUGGUUUAUACCACGAUUUGAAUAUUGGUUCAAGAUAUGAGAAUUUUUUGUUGUAUGCAUGAGACUGCAUGGGAUGUGUGUCUUCCUUAUCCUUUGAGAUGUAUUUCAUGGCCAGAUGUAUUUUUUUAUAUGCUGUAUAAUAAUUUUGUGCCUUAGAUAGUAGGUAUUGAGCAUAUUGUCUGUAACCUUGAGCUUUACAAACUCUAAGUGCUCUACGUGCUCUAAGUGCCCCGUAUGUACCUAUGUAAUCUAUGCUGUGAAAACGUAUUGACAGAGACAGUGCAAAAACGAUUUCAUAAAAAUCAUUUAAAAAUCUAAAGUUUACAAAUCUUCCAUUGGUUUGUGUUAUAGCUGAGGUUUUCAGGCAUUUCUGGGCAAGAUUUCUGGGCACUCUGUUUAUGUGUUUUGCAAUGCCAUUGAAAAAGAUGAAGACAAGUAGGCGAAUGUCAGAAUAUAAUAGUGUAGCAAGCUGUCAAUGCUGCAGUGCAUUGUAGUUUGGAUAUGAAAGUCCACUUUCAUCUGUAUUUCAGGUUAGAACAUUGGCUUUUAGUUAACCAGCUAAGCCGUCAGGACUGAGAGUCGUCAGCUGUCGGCAAGCUUAAUGAGGCAGCGAGUAUUCUGUAGUUUACCUCUUCUGCUAAUGGGCCGGGAGUGCAGGAAGUGAAGUAAAUACGAAGUUUGUGACAGUAGUGAGAGCUGGUUGGAUAUGGUGAAAAGAGUGGAUCUGCUGAAGAGGAAAGAGGAGAAGGCUGCAUCUGCCAGCCAAUUAUGCCCAAGUUAUCCCUCCUUGCAAGCCACCUUCUCCCCCUAAUCCCAAACUGUCCCACCGGCCAAAUAACAUAAUUAGAUAGAGAACAUAAAAAUGAUCGUGGGUCGCUGAUAGAACGCAAGAUAAAGGAGCAAUUCAUUGCGUUGCAAUGGUUGACUGCAGCCCUGUUGUUUUUAGUGGAUUGUUUCCGUGAGGCCUGCAGCAUAUGGUGGUGGAAAAAGGGCCGUGAAAGGGGGCUAUAGAAGUGGGGGCUGGACGCAGCGGAGCUGCGAAAACAAAACGCUGUGAAUCGACCCUGGCUAAAUGGAGGGGUAAUGGCGAACACCACAUACUCAGGAGUUGUUUAUUUAAAAAGCCAAGCUGCAUUAAUCAACGUCUUCAUCACUGGCUCUGGCAGAGUGAAUAAUGUGCUGUUUUUUUCCACACCUUGCUUUUUUUAUAUUUGCUAAUACAAAAUGUAAUGUUAACAUUACUUCAAACCACAUUUUUCACACUUUGAGUGAUGUCUAUGCAGUGUCUACUGCUCUGCUGGUUCUUGGCUCGGAACCCACACUGUGCCCACUAUACUGUGUAACUACCAAUUUGGUGUGAACUUUCUGGUUUUUUAAAAAGAUGCGGCUUGAUUUGCUUGUUGCAGAGGCCUUCCUUUCAAUGAUAUCAUGACCAAGCAGUCACCUUGACGAGACGGUCACUGGUUGGGAUAUUUGCAUUCCCUCUUUUAUGCCUUGCUUAGAGACCUGGCGUUGUAAGCCCUGGUGUGUGAACUUAAGGUUUUUGAAUAGUAAACUGAGGAGAGUGUCAUGUAUCCAAGCUGUGUCUUUGGCAAACGGAAACAAGGACCUUUAAAGAUCUCUCCAUUUGUUUAGCUGAAGCCCCAGAGGCUUUCAAUCCCCGGCCCCCUUCUCCCGAGGCUAUCAGAUAUUUCCCUUCUACAAGGAGGGCAAUUCACAAAUGUAGGUGUUGUUACAACAUGGAUGAGACAACAGGCAUCGUGUCAAACAAUGGUUCAGCUUGCUGUAAAGACUGCAUUGCUCGGCUGAUUAAGGGGAUCAGAUAAAGGUUUAACAGGAGAGGAGCCCUUCUUUCUAACGUAACAGGACACUGUUUCUUUUUCUAAUGUGAUUGUGGAUACAAGCAGCUUGAUUUGUUAUGUGAUUGGACAUCAACUGGAAUGAGGUGUUUCUGUUGGUUUAUUUUAGUGAGGUACAAAAGUAGCCUGCUGAAAAUAAUUUUGACAUAUUCUUACUACGAUCUAGCAGACCUACAGCUAGCCAACUGCAGUCUUUUCCAUCUUCUCAUAGCCAUCAGAUAGGCAUCAGCCUGGAGGACAGGAAGGCUAAGGAUACUCUGCUUUGUAAAACACAACAGCGGAGUGUUGAACAGGCCUAUUCCCGUCUCCUGGUCUGAACCCUGCAGGCUGCACUUUGUCUCUGUCAGGGGGGGGAGAUGGUGAACAAGGAGCUCGGCGGACCUCCCUCCCCUCCUCUCCCCACUGAAGAGUUAUGGGCCACGGAGCAGAGCCCAGAGCCGGUCCCCCGGCCAUGCCGCUCGCCACAAUCAGCACCUAUUAUGGUCAACGGGCCCAGGGGCCUGUCAGGUCCCGCUGCCUUUUUGAUUCACCACUCGCCUCAGAUUCCGCCCGCAGUCCCCGGCCUUUUCUUCACUGUGUCCUUAACUUCCAGAUAGCAGAUAAAAUAUCCAUAAACAGCACUUGAAAGAGAAUGUAAAUGUUUAUAGGCUUCCUGCAAGACUUAUCUGAUAUUGUUCUUAUUUAUACGUCAGGGCUUGUACAUUUCGAGGCGGACGGGACCGACCCGAAUCGGAGCCAAAUGGAUUUAAGUGCUGCCUCGGCGCAGCUUUUGCCAGUGGGGGAGGUUUUUAAGUGGACAGUUGGACGGUGGAGGAGCUAGCCGGUGACACCAGGAUGGAAAGAAUGCACAGACAAUACAACACUGAUUCCUUUCAGCUCCCCGUCACUGCUGCCAAAUGAUCGGCGAGAUUUCACCUUGCGAAGCCCACUAACUGCAGCUUAGAGAGUGUGGGCGAACUUUCCCUGGUCACACAACCAGAAAAGUAAUUUUCUGGCCUUUUUCAUUUCAGUCAAGUUAUUAUAUACAUUGGUCACAUCAGUCUAAAACGUAAGCUACUUCAGCUUGAGCUCUUGGGGCCAAAUUUGCUUUCUGUGGUCUGUUCUGGUUCUGAACAGCGCUCAAAUCCACACCAAUUUCCCAGAGAGUUGAGCCAUGCAGUAAAUCAGCGCCGCGGGCCCAGGAAUGCUCCUGCUAACUGCAGCAUGCAGAUUGCCUGGGUGGGAGGCAGUCCUGUAGGCGGAAGGAUCAUGCUAUAAUGUUGCCAUUAGUCUCGUAUUGAUGAGUUGGUACAUGUCCUGAGCCUGGAGAGCUCCACUCACACUAAGAGGCAUGGUACAGACCCAAAUGGGUUUACAAGAACACACACACACACAUACGCACACACACAAACACGUUUCUCAUUACUUCCGGAAUAAUUUAAUUUUAACCAGGGCUUCCUCUCAUGCAUAGUGGAUGGCGUGUAUUUACUUAUAAACAGUAAUUAUACUGUCUGAGAUAUGAAUCAUUAUUAUAAGAUAAAUAUAACAAAAAAAAAAUAGAAAACUAAAUGAAAUAUGCAAGACGGUAGUUGCAUAAUAUUGCAUAUCAGUCGACUUAGGUCAGAUUAGUUUUAAAGAGUGUGUAUAUGUGCGUACGUGCAUGUGUGCGUGAGUGUGUGUGUGUAGCUGCAGUGGGGAAUGAGAAAUCUGCUUUUGGAAGAAAGCCUCUGUGUCUCUGUCCAUCUGCUAGGCAGAUAUGGUGGUGAUGUUAGCUGUGACCCAGAGUGUGUUUUCUUUUCCUCAUUAACCAUGAAUUUCUGAAGGCAUAAUUGAGAUUCUUUAUUUAUUUGAUUGUUAGAAGGAAAGUGAUUUUUUUCCCUCUGUCUCAGUAUUCAAGUAGAAAAUUUCAGCAUCACACACUGAGCCCGUGCAAUUAAGAAUGUUGAAGUAAGGGUAUGGAAAAAGAGAGCUUCUGAAAAAAAAACAGCAUGUGAUUGAACUGUCGAGCUUAACCGAGAUGGGCGUAUGACUCAGGUCGUUCCCAUGAUAAGCAAGACACUCAUGCGCGCUUUGUUGUUACAGCUAUUAUAGAUGGUAUAGCUCAGGGUGUGGUCGUUUAUCAAACAUGCUAGGAUGACUAAUCAGUCCUAGGGCUACAUGGCAUAUGAAAGGAGAAUCUUUGUACAAAGCAAAUACUGGAAUCUUGUAAAACCAGUGGGAAGCCCUUUUUACGCUGUGAAAACGCUGAACAGUUCCCUCGAAAUGAUCGACUUUAAUUCUUGACUUUAAUGGUGCAUUUGCUAUUUUUGAUGAAAAGGUGUUUGAGGUACAGUGGUAUGCAUGUGGUGUGAGGGUGUUAGAGAGGUGCAGAGGGAAAAAAAAAAGCAAGAUCUUACACACAGGAGAAGAGAUACAGUGGAUGGACUGGAUGUUUAUCACGCCCGUAUCCGAUAACAAGGCAAGUGUCUUCUCUUUAGAGUAUUUCUCUCAGCUUAUCUGUGUCGAAAAUCUGCCAGUGGAUAUUUACAGAGUGUUUGCUAAAAGCCAAGGUGUUUUAGGUAAGUCGAGUAAAUGUGACAUGAAUCUGCAUAAGUCUUGAGAGGAAAUUCAAAAAAUCAACUUCAUUUAUUUUGUAAAGUUAUUUCAUAAAACCAGCAACUUUAAGAAGCUGAGAUACAGGUGUAACACUCAGCUCUGAGAUACUAUGCAAAUAUUUUGCCUAAGGUGCCGGUUGGGCAGUUGCAGGCCUAAUUUUCUGACUACCACAUUGCUACAUCUAAGAUUUAAUCACACCGGAGAAAGCUUGAGAACACAGAGGCAAAAGAGAGCAAAUUAGCUCCCACUGACACCAACCCUUAUCUCUACUCACUCACACACGCAUACACACACACACAUAGACACACGCUGUCCAUUCAGCUGUGUCUCUUGUGAAUUCUGCUGCUCUGUGUUAAAUGGUGAAGAAGGCUGCUUUAAAAACAGAUUACUUCUACUUCUGCUGGGGCUAAACAAGCUUGCAUGUCCACGUUUUUCCUCACCGUGAGCUAUCAGAUUUCUUGUGCAUGAACUAUGGCUGCUAGAAUGAAUGACACUAUUUGAAUACUAUUUGAAUUCUCCUAACAAGACAGAAUAUCCUGAAUGCUUAAGAUUCUCUCGAAAUGUGUUUUGUAGCAUAUUGUAGCAGUCGCUUGAUAUACGAAAAUGGGACUGAAGAAAUGUGUCAUAUCGACAUAUGGAAUACUUUUUGCAUUUUUAAAAUGAUGUAUGACUGUCUAAUAAUUAGAAAAAAAUCUGACGUGUACGUAGUUAAUUUACAACAGGGAUUAUUAGAUUUAUGCUCCUUCUGUGGCUAAAUAUUGAAAUAGUGUUGUAUUGGGAAUGUAGUGCAGGUUCAAGAACGCCAUUAUGUUGUACCCUAUGUAGUAAGCAUAUGUAGUGAAUAGAAGAGAAUGUUGCACGGAUCCAAGGUUACCUAGUAAAUGUAAAAUUUAGCUAAAUAAUAAAGACAGUAGAGACAUUAGUGUGAGUAAAUUAAAUAAGGAUGUACCAAUACACAGUAUCGAGGCCGAUAUUGGCCUCGCUUAUUUUCUGAGCUGAUCAACCGACAUAUUUACGCCGUGAACGCUUUAUUUAACAUGACAUGACAUCGAUCUUGGACAUGAACACAGGAUGCAACUUGUCUUAAAUCACUCAGCUAUUACGCCCCUGAUGUUUUGCAUUUCUUGGCAACAGAAGCUUACAGAGAUUCGGCUAAGCUACAAAGAGGAUGUCAGUAUCAGAUCAGGAUCAGAGCUUUGAUACCGAUAUGGUGCGGAAAAAGAAUCCCCCUUUGAGAAGCUUCGGCGGCGAGGAAGACGAAGGCGAGGCGGCGACGGUAGCGGAGGCUGCGGGUCCGGAGAGUGGCGAGGCAGCAGGCAGCGAGGCCUCAGUACCAGAGGAGCGGUCAGAGCCUGGCUCCCCCAGCUCUGUCAAACCAGGCAGUCCUGGCUUUCAUUAUCAGCAAGCAGAAAACACCGAUGCCUCCCCGACACGAUCAGACCGCGGCCAAAGUCCUGAUGGAGAGGGUGAAGCCAUUAAGGGUGGAGUGGAGACUCAGAGACAUUCGUCAUUGCGCAGGGGGCCAGAGGCCUGCGUCAUUGUACAGAGCUGUGCCAGUAAUGGUGAGGAAAGGGAGCCUACCCACAGUCCUCUAGUGCCGCCUGGUUCCGAAAGCCUUCACAUAGAGGGGGAGGAUGGAUCUGAGCUCCCUCGGCUCCCUCUCCAUCCGCUUCAGCCACACAGGCCUAGUGACGAGGCCUCCAGCCCUCCGAGAGCCGAGAGCGGAGCUCCCCCACCUUCCUCUUCCUCCUCGUCCUCCUCCUCCUCUCCCAAGCUACAGGACUUUAAGUGCAACAUCUGCGGGUACGGUUACUAUGGCAACGACCCGGCCGACCUCAUCAAGCACUUCCGCAAGUACCACCUGGGCUUGCACAACCGCACACGGCACGACGCUGAGCUCGACAGCAGGAUCCUCGCUCUGCACAACAUGCCACAGUUUCAAAGUCAAAGCCUAGGCAAAGACGGCAGCAGGAACCCAGGCGUCACCGCUGACCCGGGCUCCCCCAGAGCCUCGCUACUCAAUGGCACCUAUGACGUUCAGGUGACGUUAGCGGGCACCUUCAUAGGCAUUGGCAGGAAGACACCAGACUGUCAGGGUAACACCAAGUAUUUCCGCUGUAAGUUCUGCAACUUCACCUACAUGGGUAGUUCAUCAGUGGAGCUCGAGCAGCACUUCCUGGCUGCCCACCCAAACAAGAUGAAGAACCCUCCACUGGGUAUCACUAGCCCUGAAGACAAAGCUGUGGAGGCCAAGGGGAACUGUGCACCGUGGACAGCAGUCGAGGAGCCAGGCACGUGGGCGGAGCGGGUGGCAGUCCGUGCAGAGGACGACUCAGUGGCCGGGUACUCUGUGCCGAUUCGACCCGCAGGUGCUGACGUGCCAGCGGCAUAUUAUUGGUGCAAGUACUGCAGCUUCAGCUGCGAGGCGUCCAGCUCCUCUAGACUGCUAGAGCACUAUGAGAAGCGGCACUGCCAGGCUGCAGGGCUAGACAGCAGUCCGGGAGAGAGGGAGCGAAAAGCCAGAGACGGAGAUCUAACUGCAAAGAGGAAGGAAAACCAGAGUGCCAAGGCGGGCACAGGUGCUGACUCAGAGACAGUGGUGACCAGCUAUAACUGUCAGUUCUGCGAUUUCCGCUACUCCAUGAACCACGGGCCUGAAGUGAUCGUGGUGGCUCCACUGCUACGCCACUACCAGAGGGCGCACAGCAUCAAUAAGUGCGCGAUCAAACAUUGCCCGCUGUGCCCGCGUGGCCUCUGCAGCCCCGACAAGCACCUGGGUGACGUCUCGUACCCGUUUGCAUGUCGCAGGAGCUCGUGCCCGCACUGUGCCAUGCUCCUGCUGCAGCUAACACCCAUUGGUGGUGCCACACCACCACCCAGGGCCUCUGUCACCCACCUGUGCGAUCAGUGCACCUUCUCCUCCACCGAUGUGGACCUGCUGCUGCUGCACUACGACAGUGCCCAUGCUCCCCGUGCCCUGCUGGAGGCCAAGCCCGAAGAUGAAGCGACAAGUGAGGGAGGCGGCCGGGGCCAGCACGGAGAGUACGCCUGCACCAAGUGCAACUUCUACACUGAGGUGGAGGAGGAGAUUUUCCGUCACUACAGGAGGGUUCAUGGCUGCUGUCGAUGCCGCCACUGCAGCUUCACGGCAGCCGACACCACAUCCCUGCUUGACCACUUCAACACGGUCCAUUGCCAGGACUCCGGUGAGCCAGGCUCCGCCCCUGCCAACGGCUGCUCUGCCCCCUCCACUCUCCGCAUUAAAGAGGAGAGUAAAAGCGACCUGAAGCUCUACAGCCUGGUGCCCCCUGAGGCCAGACCGGCCGAGGCUGUCAAGACUGAAGCCCCCGAUGAGAAAGAGAAGUCCUGGCCUGAGGCCCGAGGAGGAACAGAGCAGCAAAUCCAGGGCAUGCUCUGGGUGCCCAAGGAGCGAGUGGGAGAGGUGCUGCGGGGAAGCCCUGCACCAUUCCCUCACGUUACACUAGGGUUGCUAGGCUCCACCUCAGUCCCACAGGAGCAGCAACAGAAAGGUGCGGCUGUACUCAGAGACUCGCCCGGCCUGGUGUUCAGCCUCAGUGCAGAUGCUAAGGGCUACCUGCAGGGGACGCCAGCAGGCACAGCAGCCGAGAAGCCAGGGCAGCAGUACCCCAGCUCAACAGAGAGCAAGAGUGCCAAGGAAGAGUCACAAUCACUGCUGCGGAGACGGCGGGGAUCAGGGGUCUUCUGUGCCAACUGCCUGACCACCAAGACCUCACUGUGGAGGAAAAAUGCCAACGGGGGCUAUGUGUGCAAUGCGUGUGGCCUCUAUCAGAAGCUCCACUCGACUCCCAGGCCAUUGAACAUUAUCAAGCAGAACAAUGGCGAGCAGAUCAUCCGUCGGCGUACACGGAAACGCCUGAACCCUGACAGUGUGACAUCAGAGCAGGCAAGCUCCAAGCAGCAGCGUGUCAGCACUGAGGAUCGGCUCAAUGGCAGCCCAUUGGAGCGCAGAUCUGAUGAGCCAGGAGCUGAGACCCACGCCCAGCCAGGCAAGGGUCAGCCAAGCCCACGCUCCACCCAUGCAUUCCUGCUUAGCCAGACGCUGGAGAUCCACAAGCGCAUGCCACCCCUACAUGCUCAUAAGAGCCCUGGCGACAGCACAGCACCAGAGGGCAACGGGCCAGGUAUGGGCACACAGGUUGCCUCUGAAAGGGGUAGUCCCAUAGAGAAAUACCUACGUCCAUCCAAGCAGGCCAGCUACUCACCUCCAGGCAGCCCCAUUGAGAAGUACCAGUACCCUGUCUUCAGCCUACCGAUUGUCCACAGCGAGCUCCAGAACGAGGCCGACUGGCUUCGCUUUUGGACCAAAUACAAGAUGGCCGUGCCAGGAAACCCAGGUCAUUACCUCGGCCUACCUAACCCGUGCCAAAGCUUUGUGCCUUACCCCACCUUCAGCCUGCCCCCUCACUUCCCACCACCUCCGCCUUCUGGACCUGACAGCGACACCCCUCUUGACCUGGCAAUCAAGCAUCAUUCCAAACCCAGUUCCCUGCCCAACGGUGCCACCAUGCCCAAGGAGAAGGUCCUGCUGGAAAAACGGGCGUCUCCCCUGGCAAACAGAGACAAUGAGGCCAAAGAGGACGAUGGUGCUGUCCCACAGCCCAUCAAACCGGAAAGGAUUGAUCAGGGCACCCAGGAUGAGCUGUGCAGUAAGUGUGCCCAUUGUGGCAUCGUGUUUCUAGACGAAGUUAUGUACGCCCUGCAUAUGAGCUGCCAUGGCGAAGGCGGACCCUUCCAGUGCAGCAUCUGCCUACAUGCCUGCGCUGAUAAGUAUGACUUCACCACCCACAUCCAACGAGGGCUCCACCGCCCUGCCCCUGACCCAAACGCUAUGGUCGCGGAUGAAUGAAGCACAGUUAGAGCAUUAUGGAAGGAAGCUAAUAAGAGACUCAGCAGGAGAAAAACAUUGUACGCAUGAAUGCGUAAGAUUUUUUUUUUUCAUUGAUCAAAAUGUGCCAAGAUGCCUCCUGGCACCUCAGCAACCAAUUUAAGGGCCAUUGAUAGACAGCAUUUCUAUUCAGACUCAUGGUGACAGACUCUUGGCUGUUUUUAAAGAAAUGCCUUUAAGGAAAAUGGUACAAGUAGAUUAUAAAUUUAGAUUUUUUUUGUAUUUCUUUUAACCCAGACUUUUCAUUUUGACAAAGCAGUUCAGUAAGCUGGGUAUAUCUACUCAAACUGAAUUCUGUUUAUUGUAUCAGGGCUGUUCCCAGCCUUCUGGAAAGUUCUCUCACCUGGUUUUGAACAAAGCGGGGAUGUGGGACUCUGUGUGGCAAACAGUGUGCAAACAUGCCAGUUCUUUGUCGCUAUGGCAACACCAUAAGUGAGUUUCAUCCUCAAAACAAACAUCCUCAGGGAAUGUAUAUGGCUGAAAUAGAUGACAUAUUAGUUUAGGCCUUUCUGUCUCUGGUUAACAUUAUACUAAAUAUCUUACAGUUUAAUGUUGCUUUUCAUAUUGUAUAUUUUCCCCUCUGAGAAGUAGAGUUGGAUUACUGUUGUUACAUAAUUCCAUCGACACAUGUUAGCUGCUGCCAUGGUUGCUGAGAUGGUAACCUGUCACUCUAGAAAUUUGGGAAGGAAUUUAAAAAAAAGAUAUUUUUUCUAAGUUGAUAAUAGGAAUAAUCAUAUUACCAGUGCCUGAUAAAGUAUUUUCUACCUGAUAUGUUGAUAUGCAACAUUGAACUUGCAUCUGAAUAAGGGCCUUGAGCUUGGCUCUGAAAAAGUUUACAAUUGCAAAUGUAGCAAACAAGGUAAUGAAGCAAACACCUGCUAAUUUUUUUUCUUUCACAUAAAAUGGAAAGAUACGAUCAUCCAUACUUUUUCAUAUUUUAACUUUUUAAAGGUGGACAUUAAGCAAAAGUUUAUGUUUAGCCACCAAAGGCACUAUCCAUUCCAAGCAUAGUCCUUUAUGACUUUGUUCAUCCAUCUUAUUUGUGUUCUUAUGCUUUAUAGUUAAAUAGCUUGUUGUAAUGGACUUGCAUUUCCUUGUAUUUGUCUGUCGGCAUUGAACAAGGGAAGCUGAUAAAACUCAAGGCUUUAUGUGCUAAUUUUGGUGUCCUAGAGCUUUGGAGGACAAGCACCUCACCCCUUAACCCCACCACAACCUCUCUGGUCUUUCAACCAGCAUGGAUUUGAUUGAAUUCCAUUUCUCUGUGGAAUUCUUUGGAGAGUCAGCAUUGUCUUGUGAUUGUUCAUAGGAAACAGACAUGAAAACUGUUGUUAAUAUUUAGUAACUGCAGGUGUUUUCGGUGCCUUCUGAUAAAACUUUUCUUAGAGAGGUAUAACAGUGAUCUGCUGUUGUAAGCUACAUGUUGGAUGACACUCCCUUCACAACUCUGCAUUGCUCCUCCCAUCAUAUGGAACAAAUAACUGAGAACUGUGACUUAUAAAACAGUUUGCCCUAAAAUGUCUUAAUUAUGCAUUUGGAAAUAAUCUCUAGUACCAAACCAUGAUCACAUUAUAAGCUCAACAACUUAAGUUAACAGAUGAGCACGCAUUUCACUUUUCCACGUAUUUUUGAGUUACUUCUUACACUCCGUGUCUAGCAUAACACAGUCCACAUCAGCUCAUGUUUUUGUGUGCUAGCAAAAUGUGUGCACGCUCUAUUUUGUUUCACUGUAUGUUUCUCAUACCCACAGUCCCUUUUAUCAGCCAUGGACUCAGCAAGCUGGGUCUUGUCUGGCUACACACGGACAUUAUUUAUAUGAAAUAGGGAUGUGAAAGAGAGAGAGAGAGAUGCUCUGGAUGUCUCGAAGACGUCUCUGCAUUUCACAGAUCCUCACGUAUAGCCUUACAAUGCUGCUUAACUGCAAAAGCCUCUUGGAAAUAAUUAUAAAGUGUCGCUUUUUAUUGGAGCAUUUAUACAGUUGGGUAUUACAAAGAUCUUUGUUUUCUGCAAACCUUUCAAUUUGUAAUUAUGUUAAUGCUUGCACUUCAGUUAUUCGUUGUUGUUUUUUUUGUUUUUUUUGGCUAAGGAAGAAAUGUGUUUUAUUAGCAUGCUAUUACUAUGAACAGGUACUGCAUUGUAAUAAGCAAACAAGAUUGUGCCUUUUUUUGUUUGUUUUUUGAAGGCCUUGUAUAAGGCUUUACCAACAUUGAAACACAAAGGAGUAUUUGUUUAUGCCUGGAAGCCAGUUUGGCCCUCGUCAAGGCAGAAGGCAAGACUAUGUAAAUGUUUUAACUAUUAUUUUUAGAACAUUAUUGUUUUUACACCUUUGCUGCAUUUAAAGUGCAUAGAUGAUGGUUUAGAAUUUCUUUAUUUUGAUUUUCUUCAACUGCCACCUUAACAUUUUUUGUGUUGUAGGUUUUACAAGCAAAAAGAUUCAAAAAAGAUGGCAAAGAUGUCUGUUACAUCUAAACUUGAAUAAUGAUGCUGAUAAUAAUAAUAAUGAUAAUAAUAAUAAUUAAUAAAGUAAUAACGAAACA